Aspergillus mulundensis is the source of this 1584-nucleotide messenger RNA. RefSeq lists its product as uncharacterized. The transcript has 2 exons. NCBI's taxonomy places the organism in Eukaryota, Fungi, Ascomycota, Eurotiomycetes, Eurotiales, Aspergillaceae. The record is from RefSeq and is a predicted model, not a curated record. The coding region runs from base 1 to 1584 and encodes 527 amino acids.
AUGUCACGCACUCGCCCGCCAACCAUCCGACGAUGGAGCCAGCUGGAUUGUUCGACUCUGCUCCUCACAAAUCCCGUCCGUCCCUCGUUUCUUCCCGCAAUUGAAGACCCUUCUCCGCGCAACAACCGCAACUCUCACUCUCGACCCUUCCACACCACUCCCUCCCGCAGCCGAGCCGCCCCAUCCCCUUCAACUCGAAGAAAAGCCGCUGGAUCAAAUGCCCGGCCCAAUGUCAAAGCUGCGUUUCCGGGCUACCAACUUCUUGAUGCUUCGCCCAACUCGCCGGUGAACGCUGCGCUCAAUGCCCGUCUGCAAUUUGUCCAGGUUAACGGACUCAAACUCGCGAGUGAGAUGCUGUUAGAUGGAGUCAUUGAUAAGUCCAUUACCCCGAGGAAGUUUAAGAGGAUUGGAGCGGCCCUUUUGAAAAAAGCGACUGCUAUGUCUCCAUCCAAGGAUGCUAUUGUCGGCAUUGCCAAAGACGAAGGUGUGCCCGUAGAUACCUUAUACGACAUCGGCCGCGAAGUCUUCCGGGGUGACAGCCAAUUGAACAGUUGGCUGCAGGAGUCAUGUAUGCUUGCCGGUGUGCAGAUGGCAAGUCUGCUCACCGCAGCCCGGCAACUCAGAAUGGCGCAUGGAAACAAAAAUGUCUACGAUGCGGAGAAUAUUAGGGAGCCGCAACUCACACCUUCCAUUGCUCGCGUUCAAAGUCUCGCUACCCAAUCCAAAAGCGAUGCAGACGGGCAGGACAACCGUGAUCCGCGGGCUAUGCUUCUCUAUGCCAAAUUUCUAGGUCUAACAGGCCAAUACCGGCAAGGGAUCGAUCUCGUUCACGAUGUGUUACGAAUCAUUGAACCAACACAGAUUCCACCAACCAUUAAUGAGAGCCUUACCCUUAACGGAGUCAUUGAACCGCCGUGGGAAUUGUAUCUGUGGCUGCUACGUGAGGAUAAGAAAGUCCGAGUUUCACCAGCUGCAGUCAACGAAACAAAUAGCCCAUAUGACAAGGACGGACUAAUGACUGUUCGUCUCGGGGCGAUGGAUUACCAGGACCCCAUUGCAAUGAUGCGCUUCGCAGAGCACUUCAAGGCGCUCCGCAAAAUGCAGAGUUAUGAAAAGCUCAUGGGGAGGGCAGCUUCGGCUGGAAACAAAGACGCCUGUCGGAAACUAGCCAAUUACUACUAUCUCAUCUCGGUGGGAUUAGAAUCGCGACCUGGGGAGCGCCGGCAAACAACAAAGUCCCCCAAAAGGAAAGACUUUGGCAUAAUAGAAGCCAAACAACCUAAAGGCUUCUUUGCCACAUUAUUAUCAUACUUUGCACCGCGCUCUUGUCGCGAAUACCGCUUGAUGGCUAUCGAAUGGUAUCGCGUUGCGUGGGCAGAGAAUUGUGUAAGAUCUGGCCUGCACCUUGCUUGCCUGCUUUCACAGGAGGGUGACAAGGAGACAGCAGAAACAAUAUUGCACAAAAUCCUAGAGUUGCCGUUUGAGGAUGGUAUCACGUCACUACGCAACAUGGCACAACGUUGUCUCGAUCGUACUAUAGUUGGGGGAUUAGAUGGGCUGAAAGUGUCAUGGCUUGAUACGUGA